CAAGUGCGUCAAAAAGUGCGUGCGGUUCGCUCCAAUACAAGUUAACAUGAGAAAUAUCAGACAGUCUCGUGAGCCGCGCGUCUACAGCAGCAGAGGCUUCGAGUAAACUGUAUAGAGAGAAUACCAGCUGCAGUUUGAUAGUAGGUCAGAAAACCCCUCCAAGCAAUAAGGAUCUUGUGAUUCCUGUCCAAAAUACACAAUCAUAAAGACACGCCCUUUUCUGUGGCUGUCUGGAGACGUGGCGCAGGAAAUGGAGGGUAUGCCGUUGAGCAUGGGCAACUUGCGGACGCUGCCGUGGUACGUGGCGGGCUCUCAGGUGCUUGGGGUGGCUUGUGUGGUGAUCACAGGUGUGUGGAUGGGACAUUACAGAGGAGGCUACGCCUGGGAUGGCUCAGCACAGUUUAACGUACACCCUCUCUGUAUGGUCCUCGGUCUGGUCUUCCUCUAUGGAGAUGCUGUUCUGGUUUAUCGUGUCUUUAGAAACGAGACUAAGCGUACAGUGAAAAUUCUCCACGCUCUGCUGCAUAUGAUUGCCCUUGUCAUCAGUAUUGUGGGUCUGGUGGCUGUAUUUGACUUCCAUUCGUCAGCUAAGAUCUCUCACAUGUAUUCUCUGCACAGCUGGUGUGGUAUGCUCACUUUUGUGCUGUUUAUCCUACAGUGGUUGCUGGGACUGGGAUUUUUCCUUUUCCCAUGGGCCUCUGCUCAGUUGAGGAGCUGGUAUCUCCCACUGCACGUCUUCUUCGGCCUGUUGCUGCUGGCCAUGUCUGUGGGAUCCUGUCUGCUGGGAAUAACAGAGAAACUGCUCUUCAGUAUCAUGGAAACUUACCCCAGGUUUACUAGUGAGGGGGUCCUGGCGAACACUUUAGGCUUGUUGCUGGUGUGCUUUGGGGUCGUGGUGGGUUAUGUGGUGACGAGAGAAGAUUUUAGGCGACCGCCGAAUCCCGAGGAGGAGGCUCUCUCUGUGCACUUUAAGACCCUGUCAGAAGGAGAAAUCCCCAGUUCUCCCUAAUGUCUCAAUACACUCCAAAACUGCCUUUCUGCCUUCCUACUUGUGUCCUAGCAAACCUGUCAGCCAGUUCCUCCCUUUGCAGUUUCCCCCAUCCUUAGCAUUAAAGUUACUCAGCAACAGUUAUUACCAAGUUGUUAUGACAGGAUUAAAUUGUAGGCUUGUAGGCUACAGAAAACUUAUGUUCUUGUUAUUAUUGGAGUAAUUAAAUGUUGUAU
This is a messenger RNA of Carassius carassius (crucian carp), 1224 nucleotides long. It is a transcript of the gene cyb561, whose product is annotated as transmembrane ascorbate-dependent reductase CYB561. Gene Ontology annotation, molecular function: oxidoreductase activity. The coding region runs from base 251 to 1009 and encodes 252 amino acids. The record is from RefSeq and is a predicted model, not a curated record. Gene Ontology annotation, cellular component: lysosomal membrane. The transcript is spliced from 6 exons. Lineage: Eukaryota; Metazoa; Chordata; Actinopteri; Cypriniformes; Cyprinidae.